CCGGGGAGCGAGUCCACAGAUGUGCAUGGGGAGGUCCCUGGUCGGCCUCAUCUAUUGUAGCUGCUACCUGGCGUGCUACAUCACGAACAAGUAUGUCCUGUCUGUCUUGAAAUUUACCUACCCUACAUUAUUCCAAGGGUGGCAGACGUUCGUCGGUGGACUGCUGCUGCAUGUGUCAUGGAAGCUAGGCUGGGUGGAGAUCAGCAGCGGCUCCAGGUCUCCUGUUCUGACAUGGCUUCCUGCUUCGCUGCUGUUUGUGGGUGUCAUCUACGCUGGGUCCAGAGCCUUGUCCAGACUGGCCAUUCCUGUGUUUCUCACUUUGCACAAUGUAGCUGAAGUGAUCAUCUGUGGGUGCCAGAAGUGUUUCUGGAAAGAGAAAACAUCUCUUGCAAAGCUUUGCAGUGCCUUCUUCCUCCUGGCCGCCGCGGGGUGCCUUCCCUUCAGUGACACCAAGUUCGAUCCCGAUGGAUAUUUUUGGGCCGCCAUUCACUUCCUCUGCGUCGGGGCCUAUGAAAUAGUGCGAACAUCCCGGAAACCCAGCACCAUAAGUGACAUUGACCAACAGUACUUAAACUAUAUAUUCAGUGUGGUGCUGCUGGCCUUUGCGUCCCACCCGACAGGUGAUCUCUUCAGCGUCCUGGGUUUCCCAUUCCUCUCAUUCUACCGGUUCCAUGGCAGCUGCUGUGCCAGUGGAGUUUUAGGAUUCUUCCUCAUGUUAAGUACCGCGAAGCUAAGAAGCCUUGUGGCCCCUGCACAGUAUGCAGCCUGGAGAUUCCUUGCUAAGGUGCUCACAGCUGCUCUGUCCGUGUUGCUGUUUGAUAUGACCCUGACCAGUGCAACCGUGGGGUGCCUCCUGCUCACAGCACUUGGAGAGGCCCUGCUGAUUUUCUCCGAGAAGAAGAGCUGCUAGAGAGGACAAACAGCCAUGCCAGCAGGAGCCCAUGUGCCUGGGCCCUGGAGCCCCCUGCUG
This is a messenger RNA of Ochotona princeps (American pika), 970 nucleotides long. RefSeq names its product transmembrane protein 241 (gene SLC35D4). Gene Ontology annotation, cellular component: Golgi apparatus. NCBI's taxonomy places the organism in Eukaryota, Metazoa, Chordata, Mammalia, Lagomorpha, Ochotonidae. Gene Ontology annotation, molecular function: antiporter activity. The record is from RefSeq and is a predicted model, not a curated record. The coding region runs from base 20 to 910 and encodes 296 amino acids. The transcript is spliced from 15 exons.